Messenger RNA from Giardia duodenalis, 1860 nucleotides. RefSeq names its product Kinase, NEK. Gene Ontology annotation, biological process: protein phosphorylation. Gene Ontology annotation, molecular function: protein kinase activity; protein binding; ATP binding. Lineage: Eukaryota; Fornicata; Diplomonadida; Hexamitidae. The transcript has a single exon. Bases 1 to 1860 code for a protein of 619 amino acids. The record is from RefSeq and is a predicted model, not a curated record.
AUGCUUCCCGUCAUCGAUCGGUUCCGAGCCGACCAUGAGCUGUUUCGAGGCAAUGACGUGGUUUCCUAUGCAGGCACCGAUGGAGUUACCCGGAAACCUGUUCGCAUAACCCGUUACAUGGCCUCUCCGGGUAGCAGCACGCAGAUACUUAAGCAAGUUCGGUCAGUUCGCUCUAGGUUCACAACUCACAUACAUGCAGUGCACCACGAGCCAAAAAGGCGGAUCUUCAGCGUCGUUGAACCGGCCCCUUGUUGCACCGCUCAGUUACUAAUUGAUCUCUUGUACGCUAACCCAUCCGACAGGGUAGUUCUUCACGAAGAGCUGAUCUGGGAGAUCGCCGCCGCAUCGAUUACUGCACUUGGCCAUCUGGCCGACCAAGGGCUAACUCAUAUGGGGAUUUCUCCUGGGGCGAUUCACUUGACCGAAAUGGGUCCUCGACUUGCUUGUCCACGACUCAGUCGCACCUUGCUCCCUGAGGAUGUCCAGAACAUGGACAUUCAAACGCUCCAAUUUACCGCCCCGGAGGUCAUCGCUGGACGGGGCUACAUUCCUCAAUCGGACCUUUGGUCUUUGGGGGCUACUCUCUACGCUUGCUGCACCGGCAAGCCUCCUGCUAUACUUCAAACAAUCCGCUCUCAGGAAGCGUUAGAAACGGCAUACUUUGAUGUGUCGUAUGACGUUGCCAGCCAUGCCUCCAGCGAACUGGCUUCUCUGAUUAUUUCUCUGCUAGCACCGCUCGCGGGAGUCAGACCAAAACUCAGUCAGCUACGCAAGCACCCCCGAAUACAGACAGUUAUUGAGCGUCUCACCGCUCACGCCAGCUUCACGGAUCAAUACCUUGUUGCAUUUUCAAACCUCAGAAUGGCGAAGAUGCUUAGAAGCACACAUGGGCUGUGCUUCUACAACCCCGAUCAAUUUAGCAAUUACUUGUGCUUUACAGAAUUGAUGCGCAGCGCACUUUUUCCAUGCACGAUGCAGCUCCAGGAGCACACAGAAGAUACCACGAAGCUCUGCGAUUUGUCAUCUGCUGGCCUCUCCUUUGAUACUUCUCUUUUGGGGAAAAGAAAUGUCUUCGGCAAAACAGCCUUACUUCUGUCAGCAGAAACACAAAACCUCCCUCUUGUCUGUGUUCUUUUGCAAUACGAAAGCGCGCUGCUAGACUAUCGAGGCGCCAAUGUGCUGGCCACAGUGUUAUCAGAGAAUUGGGAGGCAGGGAUAGCACGUGUAUACACACACCUAGUUGAUACCUCCCCAGCCCACUUGGAGGCAGGUUAUACACGGAGGGGAGACUCUACUAUCUCAUCAUCAGAUAUUGAGGGGGACAACAGAUACACACCUCUUAUGCUUGCUGCGUUGCAUAAUGACAUAGAGGCCGUCUGGAGAUACAGUGACAAAUUCGAGGGAAUGAGGGACGCCAGCGCGCGGACUGCCCUCUUUCAUGCUGUGGAAAAUGGCUUUCUGGCAAUAGCACGGUUCUUAGCUACCCGAGAGGCGGGCCUUACCAGUGACUUCGGUAACACAGCCCUGCGUCUUUGUGCCGAGAGAAACAUGCCUGCAACAGCUGCCCUGUGUUAUAAAGAGGCGGGUAUUCUGUACUCAGUGGACCAGGAUCGCUUAACAGCCGUCGAUAUAGCACUCGCUAAUCAGAACUAUGUUGUUGCAUCUGUUCUUGUCAAGCACGACGUUUCACUGAACCAGCUAGACCUUUUUCAAGCCAUUGAACAACACGAUAUAUCGACUACCUUCAGAAGACUCCUCGGCUAUGUGAUCUCUGGCAACUCGCUUAAGCCCCUUGUAGACCUGUUGAAGGAAAAAGAUCUGACAGGUUUACUGGAGAUAGUCGCUGUGUAUACAGUGUAG